AAUGGCAUCUUUCUCAACAUCACGUAAACGCCGACGUGGGGAGCGAAAGCAUCUUCCUCUCGUGUUCACUUCGGACGGAGCAGCCUGAAAACUCCACUCUGUUCAUGAUUAAUUUAUAGCUUUAUCACACAGCAGGUUGCAGUACAUCUGAUCGUUUUACGAAACGGCUCGGUGUCCAGCCGUUUAAAAAAAGAGAAUACCCCCUUUUAUUGAUGACAGAGACUCACUGUUCAAACAGCAUGAAAUAAUUCCAUUGAAUGAAGGAACUGGAGCCGGGAACGACAGCAUGAAGUUACAAAUCUCCGGUCUUUUGCUCGUAAUGGCAGUAGCCUAUGCAACGAUAGAGGCUCCUGAAGAGUUUGUCUCACUAGCUGAGAUGGAGGACACGUUGUUGAGGAAUCUUUUUCGGGGCUAUCAGAAGUGGGUGAGACCAAUCCUUCACGCCAACGACACGAUUACCGUUCGCUUCGGUCUGAAGAUCUCACAGCUGGUGGAUGUGGAUGAAAAGAAUCAACUAAUGACUACAAAUGUCUGGUUGUGGCAGGAGUGGACAGACUAUAAACUGCGGUGGAAUCCAGAAGAUUAUGGUGGAAUCACAUCCAUCAGAGUGCCCUCCGAAACUAUUUGGCUACCAGACAUUGUCCUUUAUGAGAACGCUGAUGGCCGAUUUGAGGGUUCUCUAAUGACCAAAGCCAUUGUAAGGUUUAAUGGUACCAUCAUGUGGACUCCUCCUGCCAGCUAUAAAUCCUCCUGUACCAUGGAUGUCACCUUUUUCCCAUUCGACAGACAGAACUGCCCGAUGAAGUUUGGGUCGUGGACAUAUGAUGGCACGAUGGUGGACCUGACCCUGGUGGACGCAUACGUAGACCGUAAAGACUUCUUUGACAAUGGCGAAUGGGAAAUACUCAACGCUACUGGCCAGAGAGGCAGUCGGCGUGACGGCAUUUACUCCUAUCCUUACGUCACAUAUUCAUUCAUUCUUAAACGUCUUCCUCUCUUUUACACACUCUUUCUCAUCAUCCCAUGUCUCGGUCUGUCGUUUCUCACCGUGCUGGUCUUCUACCUCCCCUCGGAUGAAGGAGAAAAGCUUUCCCUCUCCACCUCCGUCCUUGUGUCUCUCACUGUGUUUCUUCUCGUCAUUGAAGAUAUCAUUCCUUCUUCCUCUAAAGUCAUUCCUCUGAUAGGAGAGUAUCUGCUUUUUAUCAUGAUCUUCGUCACGUUCUCGAUCAUUGUAACUGUCUUUGUCAUUAACGUUCAUCAUCGUUCUUCUGCCACAUACCAUCCCAUGGCACCGUGGGUUAAGAGUCUUUUCCUCCAGAGAUUACCUAGACUGCUCUGCAUGAGGGGACACACUGAUCGUUAUCAGUACCCAGACAUCGAGCUGCGGAGCCCAGAGCCAAAAAGAGAGAUGAAAAGAGGGCAACAGAAGAGUGCCGGAGGAGGACGAGGGGGGUUAAAGGAAGAUGAGAACCAGGCCUGGAUUGCCCUGUUGGAGAAAGCCACUUACUCAGUGCACUACAUUUCCAGACACAUCAAGAAGGAACACUUCAUCAGAGAGGUCGUUCAGGACUGGAAGUUUGUGGCUCAGGUGUUGGACCGGAUCUUCCUCUGGGUCUUUCUCACAGUUUCUGUGCUUGGGACCGUCCUCAUCUUCACCCCAGCUCUGCAGAUGUACCUCAGAACAUCUUAGAGAUUUCAGCCUACGAAUGACAUUCUUAUGACCUCUUUGACAUAUGUGUAGUUCCCACAACAUUACAGUAAUCCCUCUAAAAGUCCUUUUCUGGCCUAGCCACAUCUGUAAUCCUCUCCAAAUUCAGCUUCUGUCCCUUCUUCCUAGAUGCUGUGUUCAAUAGUUAGACUGAAAAUAGCAAAACUCAGCUAAAAUGAAGUUCAGGAAUUUUCUGCCCUUUUAACACAAAACUAAAAGGCAGCUUAUACAGUUGAGGGAGUUUGGAUCUGGGUAAUCUCUCUAAGGGGAUCAUGGUUUUAAAGAUCUUCAAUAAGUUGGC
Sinocyclocheilus rhinocerous is the source of this 2009-nucleotide messenger RNA. Its product is annotated as neuronal acetylcholine receptor subunit non-alpha-3-like. The coding region runs from base 287 to 1690 and encodes 467 amino acids. NCBI's taxonomy places the organism in Eukaryota, Metazoa, Chordata, Actinopteri, Cypriniformes, Cyprinidae. The transcript has 6 exons. Gene Ontology annotation, molecular function: acetylcholine-gated monoatomic cation-selective channel activity; transmembrane signaling receptor activity. Gene Ontology annotation, biological process: monoatomic ion transmembrane transport. Gene Ontology annotation, cellular component: postsynaptic membrane. The record is from RefSeq and is a predicted model, not a curated record.